AUGGCCCCCGCGACUCCGCUGAACGCCUCGGCUGCCGCGGAGGAUCCUGCGGCGCAUCGCGGCCGCUCCUUGUUGAGCACUGCGGAGCUUCUCUACCUCGAGGAAGGCAUCGCCUGCAACGUCCGCGAAGACGGGCGCGCAUGCAUUCAUGUUCGCCCGAGCGAAGUGGAGACCUUCGCGCUGCCCAAGUGCUCAGCCUCCGCCAUCGUCCGAAGCAGCGAAAAUACAGUGCUCUGCGGAAUCUCCGUACAGCUUGCGCGUCCAACAGGGGUGCCUGACGAAGGCGAGUUCUACCUCACUGCCGAUUGUUCUGCAGCGCUCGGCGUGGGGGGCGUGGCGCUGGAGGCCUUCGGACUCGGCGAAGGGAGCUCGAGCGGCAGCCUGCAGUCGCUUCUGGCGGACAUGAUGCUGAGCGCUAUCGACCGCAAAAAGCUCUGCCUAGUCCCCGGGAAACUCAUUUGGAAGGUUUUCGCCGACUGCGUCGUCUUGAAGGCGGGCGGCUGCCUCCUCGACGCCAUCAGCCUGGCGGUGCAUGCCGCGCUGCGGACGACAGUCCUCCCCUGCGUCUUCGUUGACGACGAGGAAGGCGAAGAGGGAGAAGACGGAGAUACCUUUGGUCCGAUCUCGAUUCGGUGUGACGAAAGAGAAGGCGCAGGCGAGCCGUUCCCUGCUGAAGACGUGCCGAUUAUCGUGACCGUAGGAGAGAUUGCGAAUCGCCACGUCUGGGAUAUGACGAGUAACGAGGAAUCCGCCUGCUCCUGUCGGCUUCUCGUGGCUGUCUCGCCGCGCGCGUACAAAGCUGUCGGCGUUCAGAAGCUCGGUGCUUCGCUCAUCGACCUCUCCACGCUCCCGACAGUCAUGACGAACUCUCAGCACGUCUGCCGCGAGAUCUUUGCGCGACUUGCACAGCAGCUUGCGAAGCAGAAGAAACAGAAAACUCGGCAGCAACUUCACGCGUUCAUGCGCACGAUGGCUGAUCUUUGA
Molecule: messenger RNA, 984 nt
Organism: Besnoitia besnoiti
Lineage: Eukaryota; Apicomplexa; Conoidasida; Eucoccidiorida; Sarcocystidae
Product: 3' exoribonuclease family, domain 1 domain-containing protein
Exons: 8
Coding region: 1-984 (327 amino acids)
Biological process (GO): U5 snRNA 3'-end processing; nuclear polyadenylation-dependent rRNA catabolic process; TRAMP-dependent tRNA surveillance pathway
Cellular component (GO): cytoplasmic exosome (RNase complex); nuclear exosome (RNase complex)
Source: RefSeq, a predicted model, not a curated record